AUGAAUUCGCCUAAAGUAAGUUGUUCACCUUCAUAUAAACAUGUAAGAUCUAAACAAAAGCAGUCGCCAAUAGCUUUAAAGGAGAAAAUGAGAAAGGACUAUAAAGAUAAGGUGCAAAACUGCCGCAACAUUCUUCUUAAUAAAUUUCGUGGAACUGUGGCCGAAUCAGAAAUUCGUGAUACAUUGACUGAAAUAUAUAAAAACAUGUUUAAUUUUUCCCCACUUGGUGAUGUUGAUGAACAAGAAAACAAUGUACUUGAAGAAAUAAAAAAUGAACUUAUAGAAGAAGAAAUUCAGUGGUGGUUGGAAGAAUAUGAAAAAUCGCAAAUGGAUGACAUUGAUUGGUCAACAUUACAACAAGAAAAUGUUAUUUGCCCAGUGUGCCAAAAAACAAAUUUUAAUUAUAAAGAUGACAUGAUUUCGUGUUCCACUUGUGAUAUAAAAAUUAAAUCUCAAAACAGUCUACUAAACAUUAAAAAAAUCAUUUUUGAAUCAAUAGAAAAACAUAAUGUCCAGUGUAAUAAGGUUGCUCAAUUUACAACAGUUUCAGAUUUGAAUGAAACCCACAUAUAUUUAAUCUGUGAUGGAUGUAUGGAUAUGCAGUUAGUACUUUAA
Messenger RNA from Parnassius mnemosyne (clouded apollo), 615 nucleotides. Lineage: Eukaryota; Metazoa; Arthropoda; Insecta; Lepidoptera; Papilionidae. The record is from the annotation of a GenBank genome assembly.